AGAGGAUGGCGAGGGGUACAUCGUGAUGUUUGUAGGAUAGAUAAUACAGCAUUAUAACUCCUGCCGUUCAGCUCAGAGUUAUCCGGACACUGCUUGUAGUAUUGUGGGGUUUUUUUUCCUAUUCCUUUUUAAAAUUUUAGCAGCUGGAGGUCAUGAAUAAGUACGGCGGAGAGCUAAGUGAGAGGGAGAGGGAGCUGCUGUUAAUCCGCAGGGCCAGCGGAGCUAAAGCCUCUCAGCUAGCUCACAUGGAGAAGAUGCUGCAGGAGACCAAAGGCAUGCUGGACAAGAAGAACGAGAUGGGUAUGGACAAAAAAGCUUGCGGCGACACUAUGGUGUCUGAACUGGAGGAGAAGGUCCAGCGCAGUAAACGUGACCGGCGUAACUCUCUGCACCGCACUCAGCUGCUGGAGAGCCAGAUGAAGACGGUGCGGGGGGAGCUAGUGGACACGCUGGACCACCUGCAGGCGCUGCGGGACAAGCUCCGGCGCUCCCAGGAGAAAGCAGAGGAGCGCAAAGCCGCCAUGGAGAGACUCACCGCGGAGCUCAGGUGAUUCUUCAGGCUCCGUCCAGCCAUCCUGACCUUCGUCCUGUCCGGUGUGAUGCCCUACCCACCUGCCAACACUAGACACAGACAGACUGUGCUGCUCUUGUGCUAUUUCACCUAAAACAAAGACUGUGUAGGCUCUUCCUCUGCUUUUCCACACCACACGCUCCAGAAGAGGUAAAGCUUUUUGUGCUCACUGUCUGGUCAUUCCAUACCCCCUGGAUUUUAGUUGUGUCUGAGCAAAACAUCACUGACCGGCUGAUUGCUGCUCUAUUUAUUCCCAUGUGCUCCACAUCCUCAGAAAAUCUUCUGAACUUGACCGUUUCUCUGCAAAAACAGCAGCUGCGUUUACAGUGUUCGAAAUUCUCCGGCUGACUGAUGUUGACAGUAUGGCAGAGAAAUCAGUGAAGUUUAUUAAUGUUUAAUCUAAUUUCUCACCGUCCAGCGUUCUAAUCAUGCCUUCAACUUGUUUGAGGUUACCCUCUUAUUCUCCAGGGUAUGUUUUGGUUUGUCUGAAUUUUUGUGACCAAAUCGUCAGGCAAAUUAUUCAGUAA
This is a messenger RNA of Pygocentrus nattereri (red-bellied piranha), 1098 nucleotides long. RefSeq names its product coiled-coil domain-containing protein 18. The coding region runs from base 153 to 551 and encodes 132 amino acids. The transcript is spliced from 2 exons. NCBI's taxonomy places the organism in Eukaryota, Metazoa, Chordata, Actinopteri, Characiformes, Serrasalmidae. The record is from RefSeq and is a predicted model, not a curated record.